AUGCGUGUCCUGCUCGGCAACUCCAGCACCCCGAGCGUCACGAUGAGGCGAAGCAAGGAAAUGUUCAAGAACAGGCUCCAGACUGACGAUGACCCGAACGCCUUCGCCUGCGUCUCUGAUUCCCUCCGCGCCAACAUUGCCAACGCCCUCACCAGGGUCACCCAGUACAAUGCCAAGGGAAUCCUCCAGGCCCUCCAAUACAACCUCGGCCUCCAGGGAUGGGCCAUGAUCGUCGCCGACUUCCAGUUCGAGGCCAGCGAGAUCUUCCAGGCAAAUAAUUUU
Mesorhabditis spiculigera is the source of this 282-nucleotide messenger RNA. The record is from the annotation of a GenBank genome assembly. Lineage: Eukaryota; Metazoa; Nematoda; Chromadorea; Rhabditida; Rhabditidae.